GUAGUUGGGAUCUACGGUGGUGAAGCAAAACCAUCUGAUUUCAACGACAUGUCAGCAACACUUAUAACAGAGUUACAGGAGUUGCUGACGGAGGUAUUAAUGUAGAUAAGUAUCAGCUACAUUUAACAGUUAAAUUAGUUGCUGUUAUUUGUGACGCUCCAGCUCGCUGCAACGUGAAGUACAUUGUGGGACACAAUGGUAUCGCUGGCUGUGACAAAUGUCAGGUUUUAGGGACGCGAAUGGGUGAUCGAAUGACUUUCCCCAAUGGUGAACACGACUUAAGAAAUGAUGUCACUUUUCGUAGUAGGUCGCAAUCUAUCCAUCAUCGUGGUACAAGUUCAUUUGAAAAUCUGCCAGUGGAUAUGAUUAAAUGAUUCCCCUGUGGACCUAUGCAUAUGAUAUACUUAGGUGUUACUAAAAAACUUAUUUCAUUAAGGAAGGAGCUAGCUAUUAAGCGACUUAAUAGGAUGGAUCAAUCAAUUAUCGCAUCAAUAAAUGAUGCACUAGACAUAUGUAGACAACACACUACAUGCGAUUUUCAACGGAAAUGUCGUUCACUUUAUGGAGUUUCUGUAUGGAAAGCAACUGAGUGUCGGUUGUUCUUAUUAUACUUAGGACCUGUAGUUCUUCAUAAUAGGUUACCACUAUCAAUGUACAGAAACUUCCAGUCACUCUCUUUGUCUAUGUAUUUAUUAUCGCACCCUAAGUUUCAUAGCACAUUCGCUAACAGUGUUCGGGUUUACAUUAAUAACUUCUUAUUAGGUUACGAAAGGUGUUACGGUACCGAACACUUAAUCUACAAUGUGCAUAGUUUAAAGCACAUUGCAGACGACGUUAUGGAACAUGGUACUUUAGAAUCGUUCUCAGCAUUUCCUUUUGAGUCUUACAUGAAAAAAAUUAGGCGUUCAGUACAUUGUGGAUUUGUUGCGGCUAAACAAGCCGCACAGCGAUAUGCCGAAGAAGUUUACUUUCAAAGUAUACUGAAUCAGGAUGAGGCUGACAACGUCACUGGGCCUGAGGUAACUGAUGAUUCUUCCAAGCAACCUCUAGUUCUUCUGAGGUGCAUAAAUAGUCGGUAUUUUUUCGUUUGACAUUACUAACACAAGUGAUAUAACAAUUUACCUUUUCAGCGUGGCAAGACUGCGUUUCAUCGUUAGUCGUGAUGUUAGUAUUGUAGCCCAGUACUGUUGUUAAACACACUUUUAAUUCCUGGGCUACAUUGUAGUCCUCUGAAAACAAUAAAUGUUAAUUGAUUGCAACUUACCACAACGAUGCAUAACGGCGCAUUUUCUCAACAUCAAUACCCUCAACAAUUUCGUACUCACUGAUAUCAUCACGAUAAAGGUAAUGAUCGUUGGUCAGGAGCCAUUUGUUCGGAAUGCAGAGCACUUGCUGCUUCUCCUUAUCGUCAACCAAAAUGUACUUACCACUUUGAUGCUGUAAAUGAAUGGACGACGUAAAAUCACUAAGCAACAGGGAUUUACUGGCUAACGUGCUAUAUUUGCGACAAGUGAUGUGACUUUGCUUAUUGCAAUGUAUGUAAAAGAG
Molecule: messenger RNA, 1548 nt
Organism: Schistosoma guineensis
Lineage: Eukaryota; Metazoa; Platyhelminthes; Trematoda; Strigeidida; Schistosomatidae
Source: the annotation of a GenBank genome assembly